Messenger RNA from Bradysia coprophila, 820 nucleotides. Its product is annotated as 2-iminobutanoate/2-iminopropanoate deaminase-like. NCBI's taxonomy places the organism in Eukaryota, Metazoa, Arthropoda, Insecta, Diptera, Sciaridae. Gene Ontology annotation, molecular function: deaminase activity. Gene Ontology annotation, cellular component: mitochondrion; cytosol. The record is from RefSeq and is a predicted model, not a curated record.
UAUAGAGAAUGACCGAAUACUUAUGCGAUUAAGUCGAUUAAAACUUAAUUUAUGUCGCAUAUUUAUCUGGACACAAACGAACGACUAAAGCACCUCUUAUCAAUCAAUAAACUCCUAUUAUCGGAUAAAUUGUGGUCUUCAUUAUUUUGCAAAACAUUUUCGUUCGACGAGUCUGGCUUUCGUUGCCUCCAUAGCACUGUUUAAUUAACAUAUUUUUAGCUGUAAAAUUAUGAAUCACAUUCGGGCCGUGUUUUGUGUUGCGUCCAUAAUUCAACUCGUUCAAGGAACCACGGUUGAAAGAAAAAUUAUUGUUUCUGACAAAGUACCAGCACCACUGGCAUUUUAUAGUCAAGCUGUCCAAGUGAAUAACGUACUGUACAUAUCCGGGAAUUUGGGGAUGACGGUUGACGGAGAUUUGGUGGAAGGUGUGACGAAUCAAACAAAAUUAGCGUUAGACAAUAUAGGACAUGUGUUGGAAGCUGCAGGGAUUACAUUCGACAAUGUCGUAAAAGUGACGGUUAUGUUGAGUGACAUUCAAGACUAUGGUGCAAUGAAUGACGUCUAUGGUUUAUAUUUCAAAGACAAGGCACCAGCACGUUCAGCCUUUUCGGCUACGCUACCGCGAGAAGCAAAAGUUGAAAUCGAUGCCGUGGCGAUGAUAGGUGCUAUUAUCGAUGUUCAAGAGCAACGAAACAAUGCUCCAAGAAUUAAAGGGACGCUACCGAUGCUACUUGUGCUGUUAGUUCAGUGUACGGUAUUUUACCAGAUGGUCUUCAGGUAGCUUACCAAAACACAAUAUUAAAAACGUUCGUUCAUUCCA